Mustela lutreola (European mink) is the source of this 2344-nucleotide messenger RNA. It is a transcript of the gene GJC2, whose product is annotated as gap junction protein gamma 2. Bases 135 to 1433 code for a protein of 432 amino acids. Gene Ontology annotation, biological process: cell communication. The record is from RefSeq and is a predicted model, not a curated record. Gene Ontology annotation, cellular component: connexin complex. NCBI's taxonomy places the organism in Eukaryota, Metazoa, Chordata, Mammalia, Carnivora, Mustelidae. The transcript has 2 exons.
GAGGUGGCCCUGGGUCAGGCCCAGGACUCAGCCAGGCACUCAUCCUGGGAGGAUCUCUGUCCAGCCAGCUGGCAGGUGGAAGACCUCAGGGACCCCCAUUUCCUGGCCUGGAAAAGGUCCCGUCCCCCGCCCCUAUGACCAACAUGAGCUGGAGCUUCCUGACGCGGCUGCUGGAGGAGAUCCACAACCACUCCACGUUCGUGGGCAAAGUGUGGCUCACCGUGCUGGUGGUCUUCCGCAUCGUGCUCACGGCCGUGGGUGGGGAGUCCAUCUACUCAGACGAGCAGACCAAAUUCACGUGCAACACGCGGCAGCCGGGCUGCGACAACGUGUGCUACGACGCCUUCGCGCCCCUGUCGCACGUGCGCUUCUGGGUCUUCCAGAUCGUGGUCAUCUCCACGCCGUCCGUCAUGUACCUGGGCUACGCCGUGCACCGCCUGGCGCGCGCCUCGGAGGACGAGCGCCGCCGCGCGCCUCGCCGCCGCCCGGGCCCUGGACGCCGGCCUGCCCGCGCGCCUCUGCCACUGCCCCCACCGCCGCACCCUGGCUGGCCCGAGACCGCCGGCCUGGGCGAGGAGGAGCCCAUGCUGGGCCUGGGCGAGGAGGACGAGGACGCGGGGGUGGCCGACGGCCUAGGCGAGGAGGCCCAGGCGGAGGACGCGGGCAUGGCCAAGGGCGCGGGCGCUGACGGCAAGGCUGCGGGGGCCCCGGGUCCGGCCGGGCAGCACGACGGGCGGCGGCGCAUCCAGCGCGAGGGCCUGAUGCGCGUGUACGUGGCCCAGCUGGUGGCGCGGGCUGCCUUUGAGGUGGCCUUCCUGGUGGGCCAGUACCUGCUGUACGGCUUUGAGGUCCGGCCCUUCUUCGCGUGCAGUCGCCAGCCCUGCCCGCACGUGGUCGACUGCUUCGUGUCCCGGCCCACGGAGAAGACCAUCUUCCUGCUGGUCAUGUACGUGGUCAGCUGCCUCUGCCUGCUGCUCAACCUGUGCGAGAUGGCGCACCUCGGCCUGGGCAGCGCGCAGGACGCGGUGCGCGGCCGCCGGCCGCCGGCUGGCGCUCCGGGCCCAGCGCCCCGUGCGCCGCCCGGCACGCUGCCCGCCUCACCCGCCGGCCUCGCCUGCCCCCCGGACUACAGCCUGGUGGUGCGCGCAGCUGAGCGCGCGCGCUCGCACGACCAGGACCUGGCCAGCCUGGCGCUGCAGGCGCUGCGAGAGGGGCAUGCGAUGGGUGACCGCGACAGCCCGCCGUGCCCCGGCCUCCCUGCGGCUGCUCGGGGGCCCCCACUGGCUGGCGCCCCCGCCUCCGGCUCAGGCAGUGCCACGUCGGGGGGCACGGGCCCAGGCGGGGGCCAGGCCAGGCCGGGCUCCAAGCCCAGGGCGGGCUCAGAGAAGGGCAGUGCCAGCAGCAGGGAAGGCAAGACCACCGUGUGGAUCUGACGGCCCCCCGCUGACGUGGCCUGUCCUCCCUCCAGGCCGAGGCUGGGGUGGGGGGCUGUGGGGGAAGGCCCAGGGCUGGGCGCUCAGGGCUCUCUUCUUCCUCCUCCUCCCUCUCCCUGUCUCCCCUCCCCCUCCUCCCCCUCUCUCCCCUUCCUCCGCCUCAGCUGCCCACACUCUCAGGAGGGGAGGGGGGAGCCGGGAAGGCAUUGCCCGCUGGACACCGGCCCCUCCCUGCAUGAGUCCUGGCUCUGUCCAGGGUAGGAUCUGCAAGAGCCCCUAGCUCGGAUCCCUGAAAGUGGAAGAUGUAGAUAGAAACUCCCACCUCCAGGGCCUGGCCUAGCUCACCGGCUGUGGGGGCGGUGCUGGGCCCUCUCCCUGGAGACCCUCUGGGCUCUCCGGCUGGCUUCGCUGGGUCAGGACAAUAGAUCUCCUCCCCUGCUCCCCUGUAGCAGCUCACAGAGGUCACCCAGGGUGCCUGGCUUGAGGAACUGGGGGCACUGUGCUGGGUCCCUACUCCCUGAGGCAGCAAAUGGGGCUCACUCCCCACACCCCCACCGCAACUGCAUUUCGUGUUUUGUGCACAGCUGGAAGCAAUCCUAGGUCUUUCUUGUACAGAAGGGAAACUGGGGUUGGAUGGGCCUGGCCCCUACUGGGCCCCAUGCUCUCCAUUCCCUACCUAGACAGCUGGACAGAGGCCCUGGGGUGAACAGACCACACCCUCUGGAGCCUGGGACAUCAUGGAAGUCCCGCAAAGAUGUUGGUUCACCUUCUGCCGGGUCAUGCUCCGAGCUUUGGCACUGGCCAUUCUGGGAGAAGGGGUUCUGGGGCUCCUACCUACCCCUUCUCUGGCCUCCAGUCCCCUCCCUAAUUCAUACACAGUGUCCAAAACCAAGGAAGCCAAAUAAAACUAA